ACAAGGUAUCAGUUGUUUAACAAACAUUCAGCAAAAAUAAACAAAUCAAAAUGGCAGCCCGCUUCUUUGUAAUCUUCAGCGCCAUAUUCGUCCUGGCCCAAGGAUCAAAUCUUUUACCCAUUGAGCAGGAAGCGGAGGUGCCAAUCCACUCUGGUGCUCCUGCGGAAGUCAUUUCGCAAGGACAUCCAUCUGUGUCCCAAUCCGUUGGUUCUACUUACGGUCAAGGCCCACUUCAAGUUCCAAUUGGCGGAGGUCAUUCCGGAGUCGGAUUAGGGUUGGCUGGUGCACGACCCUAUGUGGCUGCACCUCGUCCUGCUGUGUCCUACGCUCGUCCUGCUGUGGCUGCACCUCGUCCUGCUGUGUCCUACGCUCGUCCUGCAGCCGUGGUGGUUCCUGCUUUGGUGGUUGCUCCGAUUCGCCAGCCUCAGGGAGUCCCUGCCCCAUCCGUUGUAGGAGCUGGUCAUGGAAAUGUGUACCAUGGUCGCCAUCAUGGCUAAGAGCCGUGCAAACACGCUUCCCGAAUCUAUCUGCGAUCCCGUUUGACACCAUUUAUAGACACCCAAUAGAACCAAUUGAAAUUAAGUUUUACAACCAUAAUAACACAAAUAAAAGAUAUGUAAAC
This is a messenger RNA of Drosophila simulans, 622 nucleotides long. Its product is annotated as cuticle protein 16.5. Bases 51 to 497 code for a protein of 148 amino acids. The transcript has a single exon. The record is from RefSeq and is a predicted model, not a curated record. NCBI's taxonomy places the organism in Eukaryota, Metazoa, Arthropoda, Insecta, Diptera, Drosophilidae.